AUGUACAUUCCAUGCAGUAAUGAGAAUUCACCAGCUCGGCUUUCUGUCCGAGUUUUGGAAGCGAGGAAUUUGCCAAUUAUGGACAAAUCGAAUGAUACAACCGACGCGUUCGUUGAAGUUUUUCUCGGAUCUCAAAUAUAUAAAACAGAAAUUUGUUGCAAAAAUUUAAGUCCAAUUUGGAAUUCUGAAGAAUUUAUAUUUGAGACUGAUGAACAGAGUCUUUUUGAUAACCAUCUUUCAUUUCGUAUUAUGGAUCAUGAUACUUAUUCUGCUAAUGAUGCAAUUGGGCGGAUAUUUUUCGAUGUAAAUAUGUUAGUAGCUAGAAUCCGCCAUUCAGAAACUGAAACAUAUUUCACAGAAAUUUCCGCUUGGUUGCCAAUCUACGAUACAAUUCUUGGUCUAAGAGGAGAAUUGCAUGUCUAUAUUUCAUUGAAAUUGCUGGUUUUGAAUGCAACUGCAAAAUACAUUCACGUUCUUUCUAGUAAUUGUUUUUUAUAUGAGCAUAUUCAACAUGUUUCUCGCACGAAACGAGGUUUUUUAAAUUUUUCAGCAAAGAUUAUUCCUCCACAUCUUCGGAUCGUUUCAAUCUUAGGAUUACUCAGCGACAUUCAAACAAUAUCAGAUCCAGAAUACCAAUGGAUCGAUAGAAUCAGAUCCCCUCGCGCAUCCAAUGAAGCACGGCAAUAUAUCAUUCGAAAAUCACUGAGAGAUUUGGCAAGAAAUAUUGCACGAAAAGCAUACUCUUUAGGAGCGAACGCCAUAUUUGGAUAUAAUGAAUUCGCAGAUAUUGAGGGUGAAAGUACAGGACAAAUAUCAUUUCGUGUUUAUGGAACAGCAUUAAAACUUGUCCUUUGCGACAAAGAAGAUGCAGUAGUAGAGAAAAUUCUGUAUCCAUUGAUAUCGUUAAGUAUUCUUCCUAUUCCAUAUGUUCUCGGCUUUGCUGCCAUUGUUUGUGCUCGAGUGGUUCAUAUUCUUGAAGAUGACGAUGAUAUAGAUGAAACAAAGAAGAAAUGGUGGAAUGAAUUAAAAUUAGAACUUCUUCGGCAGGCCUUUCGUUUAGGAUGUAAUGUAGUGAUAAGCUAUGCCGAACAACUCACAGUUCGUGGAAAGAUUGCAUUGUUAAGUUGCUCCGGCUCUGCUGUUUCAGUGGCUUUAACUAAAAAUUCUCUACCAGUGAAGUCUUGUAGUUUUUUUCACGUACCAUAUUCCAGUGAUGCUGUGCCAUUUAAUGUUGUUCUUACAAAAUGUGUUUUGUGCAAGUCAAUUAAACAUCAACAUUUUGGAAUUUGGCGAAUUUUCAAAUAUUAUUAUUAUAGCUCAGGUCAAUGUGCUGAUUUGGUAAUAAGCAGUUGUUGUGUGCCUGCUCCAAAUCUUUUAAUCGGACAGCGACUUCCUUUGCAAGUUCAUGUAAUCAGAAAAAUAACAUCGCCAGAAUUCGAUGAACAAACGGCAUUAGAAAUUAGUCGCGCACUUCCAUUUAUGGAACAUGAACUCUAUGAUAAAAUAGUUCAGGAAGCUCGUUCAAUAAAUAUUCAUUUUAAUGCUAUUUUCGAUUUAAAAACUUUCAUUAUAUUAAGCGAAAGUUUUAUUUUAGCAGUCGCUUCAGGAACAGUUUGUGCAAUUAAAUGUUUAGGGUCGCGUUCAUCGGUUUCUUCUGCGGCUUUAACAGAUAGGCGGUUGGCAGAUAAUCGAAGAUUUUCGUGGACUUCAGUUUGUGAUGCCAUGCGUUCGAAAAAUUUGAAUUCUUCCACUAGUAAUAAUUCUACUAUGAUUUUAAAGGUCAUACCACUUAGAACAUCCCUUGUGGUUGCUGAAGAUGGAAAUCAUCGACAUCGUGGAAAAAUGGAGAAAAUUGUCGAAAAAUUUCGGAAGAAAGCUAUAAGCAGGAGUCAAUUUACUCGGAUAGUGUUCGAAAGGGAUGUUGGUUUACAAAUGGGUGUCGUAGCUGAACGCGAAAGUAUUUUAAAUAAUGAUAUCGCUGGUGUGCAUAUUUUGGGGACUAGUGAUAAAUUUGCUGUUACUUGUGAGCCGCAUCAAGAGUCUUCUCAUUUACUUAAUCGAUACACAGCAGUUUUUGUCCGUGAAACUAGCGAGUCAGUAAAAGAAAUGGAUUUAGAUUCCAUUAUUGAAAUGGUAUUCAAUGAUUCUUUGAUAUCGGUCAGAAAUCAUGCCAGCGCGAUUGGCUGUUCCGGAUUGGCUUCAUUUUCCAUUGUGUCAACAGAUUUCCACGCGUGCCGUGAUCGUGUCCAAAUUCUUUUACUCAUUACUGGAGAUCUCCUCUACAAAACAUGUUUGUGA
Dracunculus medinensis (Guinea worm) is the source of this 2298-nucleotide messenger RNA. Lineage: Eukaryota; Metazoa; Nematoda; Chromadorea; Rhabditida; Dracunculidae. The record is from the annotation of a GenBank genome assembly.